Emiliania huxleyi CCMP1516 is the source of this 927-nucleotide messenger RNA. RefSeq lists its product as hypothetical. Lineage: Eukaryota; Haptophyta; Isochrysidales; Noelaerhabdaceae. Gene Ontology annotation, molecular function: 2-oxoglutarate-dependent dioxygenase activity. The record is from RefSeq and is a predicted model, not a curated record. The transcript has a single exon. Bases 1 to 927 code for a protein of 308 amino acids.
AUGGAUUUGGGAGCUCGCCAGCGCACGCGACAGUCGUGGCGGCGCCGUGCCGGCUCAGCAGACGUAACGCCCGCGCUCGCAGAGGUGCCCGUCGGCGACCCGGCUCGGCCGGCGGCGUCCUUCGCCACGCCCGCCGUGUUCCGCGGGCUGUGCUCGGCAUGGCCUGCGUGCCGCUGGACGGAGCAGUCGCUCGCUCGCGCGCUGCCGACGGUUCGCGUGUCGCGCUCUCGCUCGGGCGAGUACCCGCGCGACAGCGCCUCGGGGAAGCCUUGCCCUAUGGAGACGGUGCCGACGGCUCGCUUCCUGGCCGCGUUGCGGGAGGGGCCUCCGACGGUGUACGUGCACGGCGAGGUGCUGCCCGACGCGCUCCUCGCCGACUGCCCGCCGCCGCACCCGCUGCUCAGAGGAGAGAGGGUGGCGCGGCGCUCGCUCUGGCUUUCCGGCGACGGUGCGCGCUCCCCGCUGCACUACGAUCUCCCGAUGGUGCUCCUCUGCCAGCUCCAUGGCCGCAAGCGGGUGACGCUCUACUCUCCGCGCUACCACGACCUGAUGCGGCCUCAGUGCAGCACUUGGCCCGCGCUGACGGCGCAGGAGCGCAUCGCGGGUACGUCGCUCGGGGCUGCGGAGCUGCGGGGUUGCGAGGGUCUCAUCGUAGAGCUGCGGCCAGGCGACGCUCUGCUGAUGCCGAGCGGCUGGUGGCACGAGGUUGAGAGCGUCGGCGACGCGCGCGACCGCCUCUGUGCGUCCGUCGGCCUCAACUGGCCCUCGAUCGCGGACGCGCUCCCCGCAUUCGCGUCGCACCGCGAUGCAGUGAGGGCGUACCCCGUCCUCACGCAGGGGCGGGUGGUGGCGAUGAUGCACGGCGAGGCGAAGGCGAGGGCCGCCCUGCCGCGAGCACAGUACGACCUGCCCGUGUUUGCGGAGUGA